Melanaphis sacchari is the source of this 4083-nucleotide messenger RNA. It is a transcript of the gene egl, whose product is annotated as egalitarian protein homolog. Gene Ontology annotation, molecular function: 3'-5' exonuclease activity; nucleic acid binding. Gene Ontology annotation, biological process: nucleobase-containing compound metabolic process. The record is from RefSeq and is a predicted model, not a curated record. The coding region runs from base 367 to 2556 and encodes 729 amino acids. The transcript is spliced from 7 exons. NCBI's taxonomy places the organism in Eukaryota, Metazoa, Arthropoda, Insecta, Hemiptera, Aphididae.
UGCCAGUGCACUAGCGCCGCCGCUCUCCGUAGUAUUUUGGUAUACGUACCGUCGCCCGGUGCGACCGAUGUGUACUGUGUAGUUUAGGUGAACGUUAAUUUUUUUUUAAGUUUUUUAUUUUUAAUUUUUAAUUUUUCUCUUCUCUCUUUAAACAACUAAAAAUGAAUCAGCUCGGCGAAUCUGAGCUGUUCGGGGCGUCCCGACGACCUGCACGACAAUCAUAACUAUAUAGGAUGCAACUAUCUACUUACCUACCUAUCGAUGAAAAUAAUAAAUAUUGAAAUCAUAAAAUCUAUCAGCGGCCACAUAGCGGAGCAAUAACAAUACAGUAAUUAUAGUUCCGCUGGGAUCAGACAUAACGUUAUAAUGGACAGUUCGGAAUACGAAUCGGUAAGAAACCAAACGCUGCUGUUCUUUUUUGAAAAAUUGGUUGACAAGGGCACUCCACGAUCCUUGCACGAUUUAAGCUGCCAAUUUGGUUCAAAAGGAUUCACUAAAGAGAUGCGUCAGAUCGCUGGCGGAUCGCAGUCGGGCUUAAAGAAAUUCCUGUCGCAACAUCCAUCUUUAUUCACGUUGGAUGGAGAUCUAGUCGCCGCAUCUCAGAUAGUUGCACCAGUACAAUCCGAUACCAAUUAUAACCACAAAGCUGUCCAUUAUUUUAAGGAUAAAUUGUUGAAAUAUGGAGUUGGAACUGAAGUACCAAUCCGAUGCCUACUUGGACACCGUUCUCAAGCGCCACCAGAAAUUCGAUUAAUAUCUGGUCUACACAUCAAAGAAUUUAGAGAUUUUCUGUUGAAAUAUCCUGAUGUAUUUACUGUAGGUGAAGAUACUAUUAUACUUACAGAGUAUGCAGGACUGGAGCGUAAAAUGUAUGAUGAUAGCGAUCAGCGUGAAAUUAAAAUUGAUCCAGAAAUCACAAAACGUCUUUUAACGUUUUGUGUACAAUGCUUAGAAUGCAAAGGACCAAUGUUAACUGAUCAAUUGUUUCAUAGUAUUUCUUUACGUUUUACAGAAAACACUUGGUCUUCAAUUUUUAAAACUCCAUCAGAUUUAUUCACAUUUUUGAAAAUGCAUCCUGACCAAUUUAAUACACAAUCUAAUUUAAUAACAUUAGCAAAAAAUGAUCCUAAACCAGAAGUUAAAAUUGCUCGAAUUCCUAUAGAAGUCGUACCAUUAACUCCUCCUAUGUCCCCUCCUCUACCCAAACCAGUAUCAAAUAAUAAUCAAUCCCUUAAACAAAGAAUCAAUAAUUUAGUUAUGAAAACGAUCGCAGAAAACACCGAGCGAAAUAGCAAAACACCAAACGGCUAUGAUGAUAGUGAUGCAUGGAAAGGAAAAGUGUUAAACAAUAUCAAAGCAAUAGUAACAAAUAUUAAAGAAUGUACUAAUAUUGUCGAUAAAAUUUUGGCACGAAAGUCAGCUAUUGGUAUAGAUUUUGAAGGUGUAUCUAUUGGAGCCAGCGGUCAAUUAAGUUUAAUGCAAGUGGUAACUGAUGAUGGAUUAUGUUUUAUAUUUGAUUUAAUUGCUUGUCCACAAUUAAUUAAAAGUGGUGGAUUACAAAGUUUACUAGAAAGUGAAGAAAUACUUAAGGUGAUCAAUGAUUGUCGAAAUGAAAGCUUAAACCUGUACAACCAGUUUGGCAUUGCAAUGAAAAACGUGUUCGAUAUUCAGGCCGCUAUUGCUAUUAUUCAAUUUCAAGAAACUGGACAACCGGUGUACAAGGCAAAAAAUUUUAGUCUAAAUGCCAUAUGUGAAAAGUAUGAUUUACCAAUAAACUCAUCUAAGGAUCAAUUGAGAACUUUAAAUAAAAAAGAUCAAAGGUAUUGGCUACGAAGGCCUUUAUCUAAAGAUAUGCUUGCCUAUGCUGCUAGUGACGUACUAACUCUCAUGCCUAAAUUAUAUAAAACUAUAUCUGCUCAAAUUCAUCCGUCCAAUACUAAAUUACUUGAAGAGUUAUGUGAAGAACAAGCAUUUUUAUACAUUGUCCCAGAUAAUGUUCAAAAGCGUAAGCACCAACGUAAAAUUGAUAAUGAAUUACAAGUUCUUAAAGAAAAAUUGUCUUCUGAUAAUGGAAAAAAUGUCGUUCUUAGUAAUAGAGAAUUGAGAUUAUUAAGGCACUUGGAAUUAACUGAUGAAGAUAAAGAAAAGUUAAAAGGAUCCAUGAAGGUUGCAAAAAAGUUAGAAAAAAUGGAAGGAAAAAAUAUGAAAUAUAAUGGAGAGGAAUGUGAUUCCAACGAAUUCCUCAGUUUAGACAGUAAUAUUAGUGGCAAAUCAACAUCAUCAGAUAAUUCUGCAUCAGGAGAAUUUCAAUCUAUUGUAUCUGAACAACCACCAAGUCUUACUGAAUCUAUGCAAAUGAUGGAUGAUGUAUUAUCAGAUAAACUUAUGGAUCGUUUGGAAAAAAUUGAACGUUUAGAGUCAUUGUUGACUAUGGCUAUGGAUGCAGAACCAGACCAAACAGAUAGUUUAGAUACUUCACCUAUGAGUUGCAAGUGCACAUGCCAUUUAUUUGCUACUGAAACCGUUGAUAUGUCCACACAAACUGAACCACUAUAAUCUAUUAUUGUUGGAAAUGAAUGUGAAAUACUUUGGGUUUAUUAUUAAGAUGUUUAAACCUUAUACCCGGCCAUGGCCUUUGAGUCUAAAUAUUUAGUUUACGACCAGGUUUCAUAUUACUUUUGAUUAAAGUAAAAAGUGGUAUUGGAAAAUCUGGAUCCGUGUAUAUAAUAUAUAUAAAGAAACUAAUUAACAGGGUUGAGUCUGUACAAUAUCCGUCCAUAAUAUUAUACCUGUUAUAUUUUGAUUAACGAUAUAGCAUAGGUUAUAAAUAAUAUUAUUCAAAAUUUGACAGCAAUGAAAAUACAAAACCGCAGACGGUUAGACAAAUUAGACUGAAAAAAUUAUAUUUUUAUUAAAUUUGCGCUAGCAUCACAACGUGCCUAUGUAGAUUUUAGAUAAGUUAAUUAUAGUUGAAUUUGUUUGCUCAAACAGUAUUAACCUAAAUGAUAGUAUUGCAUUGUGAAGUCCAUACGUAACAUAGUUUAAACUAAUGAACUACUAUCAUGAAGUAGAAGGUAUGUGUAUUCAGUGGCGGAUCCUAGACCCCCCCCUCAAAUUAAAUAAAAAAGAUAUUAUUGGGCCAAGCUUUUGCUUAUUUUUAUCUGAUGACCUUUUUUUGCUGUUUAUGCGCCCUCCCCCCAUGGAAAAUUUCUGGAUCCGCUUCUGUGUGUGUUACUGUUAGGGAUUUAAAAAAUAUCUGUUUAAAAGUAGAUGUUUUGCUAUAUACUUAUUUAACUUGAGUAUCCCAAGCAUGUAAGCCAUACUUUUUUUUCUGAAAGGAGGAAUCAUAACAAAUAAUAAAUUAUAAAUUAAAAAUGAUUUUGUAUGAUGUGAAUGGGAGGGUUCUAACAUCUAUUUCCCUCUGUAAAUGUGCCUGGCGUGUAAUGUGGUAGAUGGACAUUUUCUUCCGACCAUUUUUAGUUCUAAGAGACAUUUCCUCUUCUUGUAUAUCUUACACAUAGUUGUUUAUGAUUGUAUAAAUUUGGCAAUUCACUAUUAUCUAUCUUAUAGUUCUUUAUGAUAAUUACUGUUUAUAUGAUUAGGAUUGACUGUGAGAUAUGCAUAUAAAUACUUGAUAAGUGAUAUAAAAUAAUUUACAAUUUUACACUGAGACUAUCCUAAUUACUGUUGAGUACCUAUUAAGUGAAUGUGUAGUUGUUUGAAGAAGUAUACAGUGGUGCCAUGAUAAACUAUGAUAGUAUAUUGGAUUUAAUUAUACAAGUUAUAGAUAUUUGGAUAAAAGCACACAUGCAGUUUGCCCUAUAUUUUAGUUCCAUACCUAUUUAUUUAUAAUUUUUUUUUCACUUGGCAGUUAUGUAUUCUAUUAUUAGUCUAUAAUUUUAAUGUAUUUAAACAAUUUUAAAAUUAAGUGAGAAAAUGUCCUACAUUCGUCUGGUAUAAUCCUAUUUGUCUUCCUUGAGUGGUGUUAUUGUACAUUGUUAACAAUAGUCUUAAUAUUUAUGUAUCAGUGUUGAUAAUGUUACUAAGUAUUAUUAUUUUAUUAUCGUUAGAAAAAUAUUAAAA